AUGGCAAAUCAUAGCGGAGAAAAUGAUCAAGAUCAUCAACACCAGGUAGAUUACACCGGUAGUGCCUCGUCUCGACCAGCAACGUUUCCCGGGGCAGGUCCGGUGCAGUCGCGUGCUCCGCAACAUCUUCCCAGCGGCAGUUGCGGUUUUGGUACAAACUUCUACUUUGUGCCAGACCCCGCCACUGUUCCUCCGGGUCGUUCUUUUCCACUGGGAGGACCCAUGCCCGUGGGAGGAGGACCCACGCAGCUCUUCAGCACUGAGACCCUCGCGCAUCAUGGAAGAGCAGCAGCCUACGUACCAGGUCCACCAGGUAGUACGGCGGGUGCAAGCGGUCUAUUUGUGAUGUCCAACUUCUUACAUCACUCAGCGCCGGUGCGGAGCGGACAAAAUUUGAUGUACGACCCUGCUAGUGCUGGUUUUUCUCCGCAGCUGGCACCUGGGGUCGCACUGCACCCGCAAUUCUACCAGCAUCCACCUCCGCCAUCCAGCAUCUCUCCGCAUGCUGUGCACAACUUGGAUGCGGCGUUGGGCCGUCACUCUGGUUCUACGGGAACCGACAGCAAGAACCGCCAUGGUGCUCGUCUGCCGUUUGUGCAGGGAUUCGGGACGACAGCUGUGGAGUCCUUCUCGCCGACAAAUUUCGGCAUCGGAGAUGCGGGGAGUGGCAUCGUGUCGGAGGGAGUCACUCAGUUGGCACACAAAGUCCGCCAGCAGCUCCAGCGGAACGAGUAUCCAUUGCAAAAUAUGUCGCUGGUCUGGGAGGUCUAGGAACCGAUAAUGCGACAUAACGGUUGAUGAAUGAUGACAGGUGGAAAAUCAGCUGCGAGUGCUGCAGCCAAGCAUGGGACAAGUUUCUAUAGCGCUUUGUGAAGCCUAGCACGCGAUGAAACUGGAAUUACAAGCUGCGUUUUUGUUGCUCAUCGACACGACAGAUUUUGCAGGACUGCAAGCCAAGCAUGGCAAGUUUUACUACUAUAAUUCAGCACCAGGCUCGGACAUAUUUGCAGUGGAUAAGGUGGACUGUCUUGCAAGAGCACGAGACCGGGAGCCGAGGUCGUCACUUCCGCACACUGCCACACAGGAUUUGCAGGAAAAAAUGAGCCCUCGCGUCCUUGAUAUCCUGACCAAAAACGUACUUAGUUUACUACCCAUCCCACAGACGUGCCCUGCGAAUCGGGCAAAUAUAAUGCGGUGGACAUUUUAUGAUGUGGCGGUUCCCAUGCGCGAUGUUUCCUGUCGUGGAGUUUGGGAAGAAGUUCUUCGAUUUUUUCAUCAGGAUAAGCGAAUCAAUAGGUCUCUACUCAUGCGGUCGCGCUGACAAAGUAGGUGCGUGCCAGACUCCCAAUUUUGCUUGGUUUGUGUAGCAGAAGCAGAUUCAUCUCGUCCAUCUUGAGUAUGGGGUGGGUACGUUUUUGCGCGGGGUAUUUGAAGAUAGCGGCUCUUCAUCUUUCCGCACUGAUGCGUGGCAACUUCAGUGCCAUUCCUCCGCGAAUCUGAGCCCCGAGAUUCGGCGCCGGCGGAGGCGAGCAAUGUCAGCUGGAGAAGCUGCCACCAUCACCAACCUUGGAGAAGGCGCCUCGCGGACGCUAGACGGAAAAGGCAUCGUUGGGGCGAACGGUGGUGCCUUCGAUGAUUCGAUCUCUCGCCGGACAGAUGGCCGCGGUCAGAACCCUUUUGGUCGCGCCAGCUACGAAGAGUCGGGCCGCUUGCCUAUGACUUUUGCUGCGCCGCCGGCCGCCAGCGGGGGAGACGCGUGGAGUGUACCUGUGCGCGAGGCGAUGCAUGUGCCUUUACUAGGAAUCGCCGCAUCGAAGCCCGACCCUAUCCGAAGAAAAGUUCUUUUCUUCACCCAAACGCAUUUGGACGAAUAUACUGGUACUACAAACAGUAGAUCGAUGCAUGCAGUAGAGGUGGCGGCGGUGAGUAGUGUUCUCUAUGAUUUCUUGGAUCGCCACACCAAGUACUGGUGUCGCUUGUGGAAGAUGGUAAUGAUGCAAUUUCGUGGCUCGCUCUUGGGUCCUGCUAGCGGCGCAGUGCGCUCCUCAAUCACUGAGUGCAUUGUAUGUUGUGCUAGAAAGUAGCAGUUUCGGAAGGCUGUGUUGCCUUUGUCCUUUGCCUGCUGUGACGUACGUGCUCAGUACUUUAUACACCGCCGUCACAAAUUUGAUUGGGCGAAGCAGCAGUUUGCAAUGAUAAGUCCCUGGGCACCGGGAAUGCGCGAUCCGUGGCGCGAGAACUUACAAGAGUCAAAAGCUUGAGAUUGUGUGCAUCACAAGUGAAUAUAGAUGGGUCUGCUGAUGGGUACAGUGAGGAAGCUCUAACAUCACGCAGGCAACAGACAGUAUGUCAAUUUACCGCGGCAACAUCACUCUGGCUGGCUUGCUCCACACAGAAAAUUCGCAGGGUUUUGUUGCAGUGUCUACUGCUGCAGCACCAGCUACAGUAGAUAAUGGAAAAAUACUUACGCAGAAGAUGUCGCAAGAAGUGAUGCAAAGUCAGCUGUCGCAAUUAUUUCUUUGCGACUAGAUUAUACGUCGAGCUAGGCGACGGGCGCUGCUAUUGGCAUCCUCGUUCUUCGGUACGCUUAAUUGGAAGUGUAGUCCUGUUUUGCUUUCACAG
Amoebophrya sp. A120 is the source of this 2622-nucleotide messenger RNA. Lineage: Eukaryota; Dinophyceae; Syndiniales; Amoebophryaceae. The record is from the annotation of a GenBank genome assembly.